UCAGUAGUCAGAGGUCAUCCCUAAACCAAAGACGUCAGUCUAUCAGUCAAUCCAUCAAAGUUUGUUUUCACUUUUUAUUUUUUGUGUUUUUAAAUUGUACGUUUGUGGAUAAACAAACAUAAUAAUAAUGGCAAUGAGAAUCGUUGCCUGGUUUGGUUUAGUUUCCAUCAUCAUUACAGGCUUAUUCGGUUUCGGUAUUUACUUGACUUUGCUUACAUUUUUUGUGUCUUUUCUAAUUGGAGUGAUAACGAUUUUAUACUUCUCUUAUGACAACAAAAAGAUAUUUACGGUUGAUUUGGACUGUCUCGAUGAUCCCUUGCAACGCACAAACUAUUCCAUUCAGAUACCAAAGAUAUUGGAAUUAUUCAAAAAGGAAACCGCCUUACCAAAGUUUGACAAUAGAAUAACAGGCAGUGAGACCGUUGAUUCGUUUCUCAAUGAGAUUAUUGUAAUCAUAAUCAACGAUUAUGUGACACCAUGGUACGAGAUACUGACAAGCGAUGAAGAGUUUACAACACAUGCCAUUAAACGUUUGGUGCUGGCCACUGGUGCUAAUGUAGCUAAUAGGAUAAAAAGUGUGGACUGGAUACACUUAUUAUCAACGAGAUUCCCAGAAGAACUUACCACACAUUUAAAAUUAUUCAAACAGUCCAGAGUAAGGCUGAAACACAUAGAUUUAUUGAACAGUAAAGAGUUGGGCAGUGACAGUACAAGGCCAAGUCCUAAGAAACAAGAUGACAAGAAAAGUCACAGGAGAAAUAAAAGUGAAACUGAUUUAUCGUGGCCACCAGAUUCGCAAACAUUUGGUAAAUCGAAAUUUUAUGAUAGCUCAGAAAACAUAACUGGAAAAACGCUGAAGGACAUAUUCUUUGAACUGGAAUGCUCAAUUGAAAAUAAACAAAUAUGUCGCGAUGUAUUCUGUAUGAAUGCAGACAAAGAAUAUGAAUUACUCUGCGAGGUAUCUGAGGCUGUGCUGUAUCUAGUCGCUCCCGAGGAGGCGUGGAAAUGUCAUGCAUUAAAAGUUAUUUUGAUAGAACUAUUGUCAGCUGUUGUACUGCGGCCCAUUAUCAACCUGUUGAGCGACCCUGAUAAUAUCAACAGAACUAUUAUUAGGAUGUGUUGUCGCGACUCGUCACUGCCAUCAGAACUAUUUCUUAUAGUAAUAAGAUGUUGCAGCGACGCUGAAGAAUUGGACUCCACUUUGGAAUUAGUACAAAAAGAUAUACAGAAACUGCACUCAAAAGACAGUGCGGGUGAAUGGGAACUGCAAGACCGCCAGAAGCUGUCAUCGUUGCAAUAUUUGACCAGGAUUAUGCAAGCAAGGCGGGCUACAUUGGGACCUCAAGAAGGGGCUUCAAACAACACAGCCGCGGAAAAAAUAUCCGAAGAAGUUGCUCGAUCACUAAAGUUUUUAAGAGCGACGGCGGCGUGGAGGUCGAACGCACAGUAUCUAUUGGAAAUUGAAUUAAAUGAAGCAGAUGCCCCGCACACGUCAAAAGCAGUCAUAGACAAUUUACGUUCGUCGGCAUUAGAGCUAUGUGAUUUAUAUUUAGCUCCCAACAAGCCAGCCAUAAUGGGAGUGCCGGACAAUUGUCACGCUGAGUUAGUUAGAAAGAUCACAACAGAAGGCGAGGAGUUUACGAACAACCCUGUAAUUUGUUUCGACGAGGUUCAAAAGUGCGUUUGCGACGCUUUGGAGGACGAUCCCUCCUGGCAAUCCGAUUUCAUGAUGGACAACGAAGACAGCUCCGAUAAAAAUCACAGCGACUACAAGAAGGACGACAAAUCGGACAGGAAAUACAGCGACAAAUGCAAGAAAAUCGUGAAAUCUUGCUUGAACCAGUUGCCGAGGCUGUGGUCCAAGUCGAAAUAUAAAUACGAACUACCGAACAAGUCGUUUACGUUCCCACGCUCGUUGACGCGACGGACGCCAAGUAACAAGAACCACACGAUACCUAAAUGCAGUGUGUUUGGUGAUUUUUUGUCAGUGCCUGGAGCGAGACAUAAUCGUUCCCGUUCCGACAUAGUCGGAAAUUUGGCACAAAAGAUGAUCAAUGAAAGCGCAGGACCAUCAAACUUGACAUCGGCGAACACGAGCAACCUAUCUUUGUCGCAUUCGGAGAUCAGUCGUAACGCGAAGAAUUUCAUGUCUCCAUUAUCGGCAUGUAUUAUAGAGACAGCUUUGGUCCAAGAAAAGGGUCGCGCCUUUGGUAUCUACGCAAUAGCUGUAACAAGAUUGUCCGACAAUGAAGUGUGGCAUAUUUACAGAAGAUAUAGUGAUUUCUAUGAUCUGCACAGUUCUAUUAAAGAAAAGUGGCCAGAAUUAGGUCAUAUUCCCUUCCCAGCCAAGAAGACGUUUCAGAAUACGUCAAGAACUGUUCUAGAAACUCGAAAGAGGAUGUUAAAUAAUUACUUGCAAACGCUGGCCAGCCUCGCCCGAGAAAGUAAAUAUAUGGCGCUGUUGUCGCAAGAUUAUUUGGGAGGCUUUCUCAGUCCCGAAAAUCAACAGGAGAAACAUAGUAAUACGAUCGACGCUCUACUAGUGAAUUCUCUACGAGCUGGCAUGAGGACAUUAAAGAACAUGCCCGAUCAAUUCGCGAACACCGUUGACGGAGUCAUGGAUGGUAUAUCAAAAGUGUUCCAGGGUAAAAGCGGUGAAAAUUAUUAUGAAGCUUUCAAAACUGGAACCACUACGGACGGCCAGGACGAUAGUGAUGAAAGUGUCCCGCUGAAGUUACUGGAGGAAGUGUUGGGCAUCAGAGGUCUGUGGCUGCGGCGUCGUUUACUCGCGCCUAUAAGGACCUUGAUAGCAGAUAGGGUCAACAAGAAGGUCCUCGAAUUGGUAUCGUCGUUGACGUCACCGAGAAAUGUUGUACAAUAUUUGAAAACAUUCAAACAAUGGCUGACAAGUCGACACAACGCGAGUUAUACAAAUAGAGAUUCGGCGACCAAAGCAAGAACGAGAGUCGCAGCUAAAGUAGCCUUGCUGUCCGCAUGCUCAGACGAUUUAAGGCACAUAGUUGGGUCCGACACGACGCGUAGAGGACUUCUCACGGUUUUCGAUCUCUUCCAAACACAGGAGAUUAAUAGGCGACUGAUAUUUGUGUUACUUGAAGCGACGCUGACGAAUUUAUUCCCCGACAACAACAUCCAGGAGUUGUUCAAGAAAUUAUACUCUAACUCACCGAGAGUGCCGGCGCCUAAGAAAAGUACGAACGUAUGAGUAUUCUCCCAUUGAUGGCUUUAUUAAUAGUCUUUAUUUUAGAGCUACUGAAUAAAGUUAAUAUUUAAAACGAAAUAAAAUAUUUGCUUUUUAAAACAGCUCAAAAUAUUUUUUUUUGCGAAAUUCAAAAUACUGAACAAAAAAAAAAUGUUCCAAUUAUUUUUAUCGAUAUGAGGGUAGUCAUGAUUGUAAAAAUGUUUAUUUAAGGGAUUAAAAUACUUCCACAUUUAGACGUAGCUGACUGCAUUAGAAUUUAUUUGUUACGACUCUUCAUGUCUAUAAAGGGAAUUAAGCGUUGAAGUGAUAAUCGAAAUUAAGUUAACAUAAAUAUAUUAAAGUUCCAUUGUUAACAUCGCGAUAUCUAUAUACAUAAUUGUUUUUGUUGUCGAUACAAUUUCAUGAGUUUAAUGUGCUGGCAGAUGCUUUUACGGCCUGUGCCUAAAAUAGUAAAAAAAUCGGUAUUCCACGUUAGUUAGGUAAUUUGGAAACCAAUAUGGCCGACUCGGUAAGUAUCGAAUAUUUUGUGUGUGCCAAAUGUUGACACGUUAGCCCCGGGUGGUUUUUUGUUUUAGUGCAAUUUUACUCUUUAUUAUUAGCUAUUAUUCGUGUAUAAAUGGGUGAAGUAGUUAAUUUUUUUGCCUAUCAUAUAUUGAAAUCAUUUUUUUUAUUUGUCCAUUCAAAAUUUCGAUAUGUUUCUAAAAUAUGUAAUUUUUGCAACGAUUUCACAUUCCGUGAUCCAAAAAAUAUGUGACAGGUAAAAAUAAUUGUAUAUAAUAUUAUAUAAAUGUUUUAUGUCGAAUAGCUUCCAAAUUUCGAGGUGGGUAACAAGCAUGAAUGAAUACUGUAUGUUAUUUAAAAUACUUUAAAUGCUACAUGUUUUGAAUACCUAUUUGUUGAUAUCAGGAAGUAGUUAUUUCAAACACGUAGCAUUUGAAUCUUAUUCUAGAAAAUUCUAAUUCGCAUUAUUUCUAACCGAACUUAAUACCUUAGUACUACUGACUUUAAGUUCAAUAUUGAUGAAUUAUUAUUAACUGAAAUAAACAAUUUGGCGUAUUAGCAUUUGAUACAUUAUAGACUAAAAUUCAGUAUUAGAAAUAAUUAAUUAAGACAGUUAUAGCAACAAGUGUUUCUGAAUAUCUCAAUUUUGUAUAUUUAUAGCUAUGAGCAAUAAUAACAUUUAGAAAAAUAAUGUUUGAUAGGUUGUCUUUUUUUAUUUCAUUACAUAUUUUGAAUGUAUUGACAAAGAGAAAACAUCGAAUAGUAAUCUGUUAGGUAAGGUAUGAACACUAAAUUGUAUUCAUUUCCGAUUUUAAACCCGAGAUUGGGUUAUUUAUUAUGGUCAAGGAUGGAUUGAAAUGUUUAAAAAUAUUUGGCAACAUUUUAUUUAUUCAUAUUUCCGUUAAAAUAUAUAUAUAUAUAUUUUUUAUAAUCCAUUACUACAGAAUUUUAUGGCAUGAGUGUAAAUAAUAUAUUAAUAUGGUA
This is a messenger RNA of Manduca sexta (tobacco hornworm), 4705 nucleotides long. RefSeq names its product sorting nexin-13. Bases 128 to 3223 code for a protein of 1031 amino acids. NCBI's taxonomy places the organism in Eukaryota, Metazoa, Arthropoda, Insecta, Lepidoptera, Sphingidae. Gene Ontology annotation, molecular function: phosphatidylinositol binding. The record is from RefSeq and is a predicted model, not a curated record. The transcript is spliced from 24 exons. Gene Ontology annotation, cellular component: early endosome.